CGACAGCCACCGCCGUCUCCAAUCGCCACCGGAAAAGGCCUCCGCUCCGCUGCCCUCCACGACGAAGUCCUCUCCGAAUACCUCGAAACCACCAUUAAGGUCCCUCACCUAGCCCUACCCCACGCUUUUUUCUCCUCCAGAUCAUUCUCCCCCAACCAGAUCACGGUUGAAAUCGAUCUAUCAGAUCUCGCUUCCGGCGAUGCGGCCGCCGUCCGGAGUAUGGUCGCCGCUGCGGCGGAGACCGGCGGUUUUCGAAUCAACGGCGGGGAUGUGGUGAGGUGUGAGGAGGUGAAUGCGGUGGUGGAGGCUGGAGCGGUGGUUUUUUCUUCGAUGGCGGCGAAGAGGAGAGGAUUGGUGUCGAGAUUUGGUAUUGGGGAGGAGAUUUGUUGGUAUCAGUGGAAGCGGAAGGAAACGGAGAUGGUUUUGGAGGACGUGUCGCCCGAUACGUAUCGGAUUUUCAGAGAAAGAAUGGAGGUAAUGGCUGCUAAGCUGGAGAUGGUUGCAGACUGCAUCUCCUGCAUUUUAUGUGAACUUGUUCAAGAUAAAACGCACAGCCACAGACAACCGAAGUUGCAGUCUGUGCUGUGUCUUAAAAAACACAGUUUUCAUCUUCUCAACGAUAUUGCGAUCGAACACAGCCAUGGCAGGGAUGAUAAAACUCACUUUCUGAGAAUGCACAUACCAAUAUUAGAUCAUCAGAUGUUCCAAAAUCAAUCUUCAGGUCUUUCUGCUUCUUUUGGCUUGCCUGCUGGUUCCAUUCUUGUCACCAUUGGCGACCAACUAAAGGAGUGGAGCAAUGGUGAAUACAGGAAUCCAGUCGGAGGUGUGUUCAUAAAACCUAGAGCUUUUCCUGAUCCUUUGUUUUCGAUGGAGUUCAUCAUGUACUCCCCUGCAGAUUCAGGUCCUGAUCAAUUUCAAAACAAAAUAAUCUCCCUAAGGGAUCAGUUUUUGGUAUUACUUUUGGCUGUUUUCUUCUUCAAGUUGUGGUUUUGUAGUUGGAUUUUUUGAUUUCGGAACAGCUGAUUGGUUUGAAGUCCUUAAAUCUCCUUCCCGCACUCAUAGUAUUGAAGAAGGAAAUGACGGGUAGCAGCACCUGUAAGGUUAAUGGCAGCAGGAGGCCGUAUGAUAUGAGUGAUGAUUGCCGCGAUUGUCUUGUGAAUCUUUAAUAUUUGUGUGUGUGUGUGAAUAAGCGGAGUUCGGUAUCUGCUUGUCAGUUUUAAGUCCUCAUGGUCUGGGGUUCGAUUCCCCCCAAAUGUAGGGUGUGGUCCUCGAAUUAUAUGCAUGUGAGAGAUGACCGAAGCUCGUAUCAUAGCUUCCGACCAUCAUAAAAGAGAAAGAUACAUGAGCAAGGGAUGAAAUGCUCUUGAAAAAAAAGGGUUCAUUACUGUUUGAGUAGUGAUUUGAUUGGUAAUUA
This is a messenger RNA of Phalaenopsis equestris, 1414 nucleotides long. RefSeq lists its product as uncharacterized. The record is from RefSeq and is a predicted model, not a curated record. NCBI's taxonomy places the organism in Eukaryota, Viridiplantae, Streptophyta, Magnoliopsida, Asparagales, Orchidaceae. The transcript has 3 exons. The annotation marks the transcript as partial.